GCAUGGUGAGCGAGCGGGCGGCGGGCGGCCCGGCGGCCGGGGUCCCCGGGGUCCGCGGGGUCUCCGGCGAGGAGGCCAUGAACGUGAACGUGGGCGGGGUGCGUCGACGGCUGAGCCGGCGGGCCGUGUCGCGGUUCCCGGACACGCGGCUGGGCCGGCUGGCGCGGGCGGGCUCGGAGGAGCAGGCCCUGCGGCUGUGCGACGACUACGACCCCGGGGCCCGCGAGUUCUACUUCGACCGGCACCCGGGCUUCUUCCUGGGCCUGCUCCACUUCUACCGCACGGGCCGGCUGCACGUGCUGGAGGAGCUGUGCGUCUUCUCCUUCGGCCAGGAGGCCGAGUACUGGGGCCUGGGCGAAGGCCUGCUGGCCUCCUGCUGCGGGGCCCGCUACCACGAGCGCCGGCUGGAGCGGCACCGGCGCAGCUGGGACGAGGACAGCGAGGUGAGUAGCGUGGACACCUCCCCGGACGAGAUCUCCGACUUCAACCGGGACCUGCUGCGCUACCGGGCCGUGCGCUGCGGCCGGCUGCGCAGGCGCCUGUGGCUGACCAUGGAGAACCCGGGCUACUCGCUGCCCAGCAAGCUGUUCAGCUGCGUGUCCAUCGGGGUGGUCCUGGCCUCCAUCGCCACCAUGUGCAUCCACAGCCUGCCCGAGUACCGGGCCCGGGAGGGCGAGGCCCGGCCCCGGGCCCGGGCCCGGCCCGACCCGCCGCCGUCGGAAGACCCCCUGCUCCGCCGCCUCGAGUACUUCUGCAUCGCCUGGUUCAGCUUCGAGGUGUCCUCCCGGCUGCUGCUGGCCCCCAGCCUGCGCAAGUUCUUCCGCCACCCGCUCAACCUCAUCGACAUCGUCUCCGUGCUGCCCUUCUACCUCACGCUGCUGGUGGACGCGGCCCUGGGCGGCGAGUCGGAGCUGGGCGACCUGGGCAAGGUGGUGCAGGUCUUCCGCCUCAUGCGCAUCUUCCGCGUGCUCAAGUUGGCCAGGCACUCCACCGGCCUGCGCUCGCUGGGUGCCACCCUCAAGCACAGCUACCGGGAAGUGGGCAUCCUGCUGCUCUACCUGGCCGUGGGAGUCUCCGUGUUCUCCGGCGUGGCCUACACGGCCGAGAAGGAAGAGGACGUGGGCUUCGACACCAUCCCGGCCUGCUGGUGGUGGGGCACGGUGAGCAUGACCACCGUGGGCUACGGGGACGUGGUCCCGGUCACCGUGGCCGGGAAGCUGGCCGCUUCGGGCUGCAUCCUGGGGGGCAUCCUCGUCGUGGCCCUGCCCAUCACCAUCAUCUUCAAUAAGUUCUCGCACUUCUAUCGGUGCCAGAAGGCCCUGGAGGCCGCCGUGCGCAGCAGCGACAAGAAGGGCUCCGGGGGCUCCUGCCGGAGCAGCUCCCUCCAGGAGGUGACCUCCGAGGUCUCCAGCCAGGAUUCCCGGCGAGGAAGCUCUCCGGAAUGGGGGGCCCGCUCUCCGGAAUGGGGGGCCCGCCCCCCGGCCCGACUCCCCACCCGCCAGGCCCGCUAAGGACCGCCACGACUCCGGUGGGAGGCCGGGAGCGACGGUGCUAUUGCGCUUAAUCGACCGGAUGUAUUUAUUGAGCGCCUCCUGAGUGCGUUGUCUGUCUCCCCCUUCUAGACUGCGA
Molecule: messenger RNA, 1629 nt
Organism: Tachyglossus aculeatus (Australian echidna)
Lineage: Eukaryota; Metazoa; Chordata; Mammalia; Monotremata; Tachyglossidae
Gene: KCNS1
Product: potassium voltage-gated channel modifier subfamily S member 1
Exons: 2
Coding region: 3-1511 (502 amino acids)
Biological process (GO): regulation of delayed rectifier potassium channel activity; potassium ion transmembrane transport; protein homooligomerization
Cellular component (GO): membrane; voltage-gated potassium channel complex
Molecular function (GO): protein binding; delayed rectifier potassium channel activity
Source: RefSeq, a predicted model, not a curated record